Messenger RNA from Photinus pyralis (common eastern firefly), 2513 nucleotides. RefSeq names its product E3 UFM1-protein ligase 1 homolog (gene Ufl1). Bases 155 to 2449 code for a protein of 764 amino acids. The record is from RefSeq and is a predicted model, not a curated record. Gene Ontology annotation, biological process: response to endoplasmic reticulum stress; regulation of proteasomal ubiquitin-dependent protein catabolic process; protein K69-linked ufmylation. Gene Ontology annotation, molecular function: UFM1 ligase activity. Gene Ontology annotation, cellular component: endoplasmic reticulum membrane. The transcript has 3 exons. NCBI's taxonomy places the organism in Eukaryota, Metazoa, Arthropoda, Insecta, Coleoptera, Lampyridae.
AAAUACAUGUCAUAAAAACUCAUAACCUUUGUGUCCAUAUGUUAGGAUGGAGUAUUAAUUAUAUAUUUCAUAAACAAUUAGCUUCUCUAUCUUUCCAUUGAAAUUUGCACAUACAAUUUAUCCACAGCUUAAAUCCUAAAAUAAAAACACGACAAUGGCUAGUUGGGAAGAAGUAAAAAGAUUGGCAGCAGAUUUUCAGAAGGUUCAACUAAGUUCUACUACUCAAAGGUUAUCCGAAAGGAAUUGCAUUGAAAUUGUGUCAUGGUUAAUAGACCGAAAGUUGAUCGAUCUGAUAUUUACAAGUGAUGGAAAGGAGUACAUGACCUCAUCGCAGUUAGUUCAGGAUAUUUUAGGAGAAUUAUAUAUACGUGGCGGAAGAGUGAAUUAUGUAGAAUUAUCAAAAACGAUUGGCGUUGAUCUAAGCCACAUUACCAACCAUGUACCGGAGGUGACCCGUGGACGUAAAGAUAUAUAUUCGAUUCUUGGUCAGUUAAUUGAUACAUCUUACAUAAUAAAAAUAGCGGGUGAAAUAAAUCAAAAACUCAUUCAACAAGGUCAAAUAAAUAUUGGAGAUUUAACAAUACAAUACGAUUUACCUGCAGACUUCUUACAGCGUAACGUUGUCGAGAAAUAUUUAGGCAAGCUUAUCCAUGGCGAACAAGAUAAAUGUGACCCAAAGAUAUUUUUUACUGAAUCUUUUAUUUCGAGAAGUAGAGCUAAGAUUAGAGGAGCUCUGAUGGCAUUAACUAAACCCACUGUUGUUUCUGUAAUUUUAAACCAAAUCGAAGUAACAGAUAAGUUAUUUUUUUCUCUUUUCGAUCAAUUGUCGACGUAUGGCUUCUUAACGGGACGUACAACUUCUGCACAGUAUGUACCUAAUGUAUACUCACGAUCACAAAAUGAAUGGGUUCAAAAUUUCUUUAAACAAAAUGGAUAUCUCGAAUUUGACGCUUUAAUUCGUUUAGGAAUAACAGAUUACAAAGGAUAUUUAAAGAAACAUUUUGCAAAUGAAAAUGUUGUGACUCUUAAAUCGUCUAUUAUAUCCUUUCAACUUAUCGAAAGAAUCGAGGCAGAUCUUGAAGAAUGUAUAAGUAGCAAAUCAUUUGUGGAUUUACAAAGUAGUCUUCCAAACUUACUUGAUGACGAAGACAUCAAAAUUAUCAUAGAUAAAGUGGUUACUGGACAGAGACAACGUAAUAUUGUCAUAUUAGAUAAUUUCUUAAUCAGUAAGGCCUUUAUCGAUAUCAUGGCAAAAGAUUGCGAGGGAUUUCUGCAAGAUAAAGUGAGAGAUGUGGUCAAAUCUGGCAGUUAUCAACAAUAUCUAACAGACUUGCAGGUGAGAACCACCAAAUCGAGCAAAUGCGAUGAUGAAGAAGUAAAGGUGGAUAAACGAGAGGAGAGACGUAAGAAAGCGGCCAGUGGCAAAAGCGGUGGUGGAGCACAGGGUCGUGAAACGAAAACCAAGUCAACUAAGAAACCUACACGGAUUAAAAACAUUCAGGAUGAUUCGGAUGAUUACUUUGAAAAAACUGAAAAAAAGGUAGUUUUGGAAGUUAUUUCCGCGAGUGAUGUUCAGAAGUUAAUCGAAAGUAAAGUUGAGGAAGAAGGUUUAGGUGAGAUACUAGAAAGUAUUGUUAAUUAUCUCUUGCAAGUAUUAAAUGAAAGUGGGCUAGAAGCUGCUGCUAAACUGUACGAAACGACCAUAGCAGAUCAAACAGCUUCUCGACGUCACACCCAUAACGAUGUACAAAAUAAAGUUAACGCAUUACUUGGAGAUGUACGAUUAUUUGAAAAAGGAUUAAAAUGUUUUCCUAUAGAGGUACAAACUCAUUUAUAUAAGUAUUUAUUGAAAACAAUUUGUUUGGAUAUUGUUAACGAGAUUCUGAACUAUGUGGCUUCUGAGAAGGGUUUGAAUGUUGAAGCGGAGAAACUGACAAACGAGCAAAGGACUAAAUUCAUAAAUGAUUUAACACCUGAUUACAAAAAUGUUUUGCAAAAUUUACUGAAGACGCUUUCGAAUCAAAGUGUAGAAGAGUUUACUGCAGCUGUUGAAAUCUGUUUAACAGAGUGUAGUAUGAUCUUAAAGAAAAUUGACAAGAAGAAGGAUAAAUUGGUCAUUUCAAAUCAUAAACACGCAUUACUCGAACAAUUAGAUAAGUGUGAUGAUUCUGCAUUGACUUUACAUUUGGCGAGUUUAAUUAUUUUUGUGACGGUGACACAAAACAUGCUUCAUGCAAGCGGAAGACAUGUUUCAUCUAUUCUCACUUAUUUAAAGCAAUAUCUCGGCGCUGACCAAUUUUCAGAACUCUCUUCGUAUCAUGAUUUGGUAACCAUCAUGCUAAAUGGAGGCUCCGAGGCUGAAAGUGCAAAAGAUCAACUCAAAGAAAGGAUGCCUAGUAUCAAAAAAAUUGCAAAUGAAUUCAAGAAGUCAGUAUCUGACAAAAGCUAAUACUACCUGUAUUCUGUACAUAAAAUUGGAAUGUAAUAAAGUACUGUAAUUAUUGGUUUUAACA